Acanthosepion pharaonis is the source of this 1167-nucleotide messenger RNA. The record is from the annotation of a GenBank genome assembly. Lineage: Eukaryota; Metazoa; Mollusca; Cephalopoda; Sepiida; Sepiidae.
AUGUUUCAUUUCCAUCCUUCAUUUCUUUACAUUUCAUUUUCUACCUUCAUUUCCUUUCUUCCUUUCCUUAUGUUUUGUUUCCUUUCUUCCUUUCCUUAUGUUUUGUUUCCUUUCUUCCUUUCCUUAUGUUUUGUUUCCCUUCUUCCUUUCCUUAUAUUUUGUUUCCUUUCUUCCUUUCCUUAUGUUUUGUUUCCUUUCUUCCUUUCCUUAUGUUUUGUUUCCUUUCUUCCUUUCCUUAUGUUUUGUUUUCUUUCUUCCUUUCCUUAUGUUUUGUUUUCUUUCUUCCUUUCCUUAUGUUUUGUUUUCUUUCUUCCUUUCCUUAUGUUUUGUUUCCUUUCUUCCUUUCCUUAUGUUUUGUUUCCUUUCUUCCUUUCCUUAUGUUUUGUUUCCUUUCUUCCUUUCCUUAUGUUUUGUUUUCUUUUUCUUCCUUUCCUUAUGUUUUGUUUUCUUUCUUCCUUUCCUUAUGUUUUGUUUUUUUCUUCCUUUCCUUAUGUUUUGUUUUCUUUCUUCCUUUCCUUAUGUUUUGUUUCCUUUCUUCCUUUUCCUUAUGUUUUGUUUCCUUUCUUCCUUUCCUUAUGUUUUGUUUUCUUUCUUCCUUUCCUUAUGUUUUGUUUUUUUCUUCCUUUCCUUAUGUUUUUUUUUCUUUCUUCCUUUCCUUAUGUUUUGUUUUCUUUCUUCCUUUCCUUAUGUUUUUGUUUCCUUUCUUCCUUUCCUUAUGUUUUGUUUCCUUUUCUUCCUUUCCUUAUGUUUUGUUUCCUUUCUUCCUUUUCCUUAUGUUUUGUUUCCUUUCUUCCUUUCCUUAUGUUUUGUUUUCCUUUCUUCCUUUCCUUAUGUUUUGUUUCCUUUCUUCCUUUCCUUAUGUUUUGUUUCCUUUCUUCCUUUCCUUAUGUUUUGUUUCCUUUCUUCCUUUCCUUAUGUUUUGUUUCCUUUCUUCCUUUCCUUAUGUUUUGUUUCCUUUCUUCCUUUCCUUAUGUUUUGUUUCCUUUCUUCCUUUCCUUAUGUUUUGUUUCCUUCCUUCAUUUUUCAUUAUUUUGUUUCCUUCCUUCAUUAGACAACGUUUUGUUUCCUUCCUUCAUUUUCCCAUGUUUCAUUUCCAUCUUUCAUUUCCUUACAUUUCAUUUUCUUCCUUCAUUUCCACAUGUGUCAUUUCCUUACUUCAUUUUCUAA